UUGUCUUCUGUUUUUCUUUCUCAGUCACUCUUCACAGUUCACACUUCACACACACUCUCUACUCUCUAUCCCUUGACUUAGCAAACCGACAACCAUGGCCACUUCUCUAAGGCUGUUCUCUUCCUUUUCCUCCGCCAAAGCGGCGUCGCUGAUGCCCAAAUCUUCACCUACUCUCAUGCUCUACUGCUCUCCUGCUAACCUGCGCAUGGUGCGCACUGUCACCUCCGCCACCGUGUCCUCCAACGAAGCCCCACAGAAGCGCGCUCCACGUGGCAUCAUGAAGCCCCGCCCUGUCUCGCCGGAGAUGCAAGACCUCGUUGGAGUCCCCGAGAUUUCUCGUACCCAAGCUCUCAAGCAGAUUUGGGCCCACAUUAAGGAGCACAAUCUUCAGGACCCUGAAAACAAGAGGAUCAUAGUUUGCGAUGACAAGCUGAAGAAGAUAUUUGGAGGAAGAGAGCGGAUUGGGUUUCUCGAGAUUGCAGGGCUGAUUAGUCCUCACUUUAUUAAGUGAAACCAAGAGCAUGCAAGAGAACCAAGAUGGAGUUUGUGGAAAUCUUUUGUAUGUGGAGGGGCCGUGUUUUGGUUGAUGAUUAAGGACUACUCUUUUUGCAAACCUAGUAGUGGUGUUAGCCUUAGUAUUUAAGAGUCUUUAAUUCCAGGUUCCUUAAUUUGUAGGCUUUUUUUUAAUGCAAUAUGAAUAGUGAAUGCCAGUUUCUACUU
This is a messenger RNA of Quercus robur (English oak), 720 nucleotides long. RefSeq lists its product as uncharacterized. NCBI's taxonomy places the organism in Eukaryota, Viridiplantae, Streptophyta, Magnoliopsida, Fagales, Fagaceae. Gene Ontology annotation, cellular component: nucleus. The record is from RefSeq and is a predicted model, not a curated record. Bases 95 to 511 code for a protein of 138 amino acids. The transcript is spliced from 2 exons.